CCACCCUCCAUCCUCUCCUCCGUCUCAUUUGGGAUGACCACGGCUACGGAUAACGCCUGGAUGCCUUCUGGCAGACGUCAGGUUACGCUCGGAAAUACGCUGAAGCGCACCCUCAAACUACGCCAGGGAAUACCGGUCAAGAACGCGAAAGUCGAGCGCGAGUUCUAUUCAUUUCGGUACAAUUUCAAGCCAGAGUCUGUCGAUACAUCGAGGUCGGGCACUGUCGAAACCAAGAAAUCGAAGGACGAGACGGGCCCGUCGAACGUCACUGUGGUUAGACCGAGUCAACAGAACGAGAGCGGUGUGCACUUUGUUGGGCAAGAGAAGAGUGCGAAGGAGUUUGAAUGCGUCCUCAUACAUAACGAGGAAGAUGGGAGCUUUAUUCUCGAGAAGAUAGACUCAUAUGUCGCCCUCCAUCACGAUCCUAAACCAACGCUCGCUCCCCGCCAUGUCGAGUCGCCUGCACCCUCGGUCCCUCCACGGAUAUCAGCCUCCUCUCCCUCAUCUAGCUCUCACGCACAACUGGCCGCGGUCAAGCAAGAGGAAGAGGAGAGCGAGGGUGAGAUACCAGAGACGAAACCAGAGCCAAAAACCGACCUCAAGACGAAGCAAUCUGCGCCUAAGGUUCCCAAACCUCGGCAACAGCAAUCCACAUCGACGUCUGCAUCAGCACCUGCACCUACGCCAACUCCCGCUGCAGUGCCAGGACUGAUACCCCCACCAAUGUCGGCAACUUCUCGCUCGGGUCAUAGCCUACCUCUCAAAUCCACGCCGGCGGGUCCUGUCAAGCUCAAGAAUGAAGCGCCUGAUGCUCCGCCGUCUCAGGCGCCCUCGAAACUUGUGAAGAGCCCUAAUAAGCGUGAACGUCCUGUGCAGCUUGAGGCAGAAACUCUCGAGAUUCGACGGCCGCAACCUCCGGCGAAGAAACCUAGAGUUGUACAGAAGGAACAGUCGCCACCGCCGCCUCCCAAACCCGUCGAAUUUGCAUUCCCCGACUCAUCAUCAGCGGUGUCCCUCCCUCCAGCGCCUGUGUCUGCAGCACCAAACCCGAUCGCCGCCGCGGUUCCGUCCGAUUCGGAAGAUGACGAGUGGGAUAUCGUUCCAGCCGUCGCCGCGCCUGCGUCUCCAGCGCCCACAGCACCCUCGCGCCCGAUCGUCAUGGAGGAAAUCGACGAGUAUACGCCCCCGCCGCACAACAUCGAGCUGCCGCCGCCACCCACCAUGCCGAUGUCCACGGACGAGCCCGACGCGGACGGCGAGGAGAUCGACAUGGCCCUGUUCGAGGAGGAGCUGAACGACCAGCUCCUCGGCGGCGGGGGAGAGGCCGAGCAGGAAGGCAUGGGCCUCGACGAGGACGAGGACUUCCUCGCCGGGGCGGUUUCGCCUAUCGCGGAUCGCCAGCCGAUCAGCUUGAGCGAGUUCGCGGGUGGCAGCGUCGACUUCGGCGACGACGACGAGUACUCGAGCAGCGACGACAGCGACGACGAUUGAGCGGCCUGCUCCGAUACAGGUGCGGUCCCUUUUCUCCCACGUAUAUUUAGAGUCCUUGCGUAUUGGUGAUCAUUAUACCGUAUGUACACAUAAUGAUACCUUGGGACCAUUCGAUAUCUGGAUUGUAUUAUUUACUGCGACUCCCCG
Messenger RNA from Dichomitus squalens LYAD-421 SS1, 1638 nucleotides. RefSeq lists its product as uncharacterized. Bases 34 to 1491 code for a protein of 485 amino acids. The transcript has 5 exons. NCBI's taxonomy places the organism in Eukaryota, Fungi, Basidiomycota, Agaricomycetes, Polyporales, Polyporaceae. Gene Ontology annotation, cellular component: super elongation complex. Gene Ontology annotation, molecular function: transcription elongation factor activity. Gene Ontology annotation, biological process: positive regulation of DNA-templated transcription; regulation of transcription elongation by RNA polymerase II. The record is from RefSeq and is a predicted model, not a curated record.